Argiope bruennichi is the source of this 1353-nucleotide messenger RNA. Its product is annotated as clumping factor B-like. The record is from RefSeq and is a predicted model, not a curated record. The coding region runs from base 121 to 1017 and encodes 298 amino acids. The transcript has 3 exons. NCBI's taxonomy places the organism in Eukaryota, Metazoa, Arthropoda, Arachnida, Araneae, Araneidae.
UGUUAUUGGUGGUUGCAGAGGCAUGCGCUGAAAUGCGAUUUUCUGAAUCAUAAAACAAACUAUUCCAGUAAAUUCUGUCUUUUUGCUAGUUAGUCCAUAGUUCUUAGUAAUAUCUUGAAGAUGCAGAACGGAAUUCCAGAAGAGAAAGAAAAUUACAGGUACUUUCGUACAACAUGCAGUCUCCUGGGUUUCAUUCUUUCCUUCCUGAUGGCUUUCUUUUCUUUCAUCGUUGCCGAGGAAGCUGGCCGAUAUUAUGAAUACGCCAUUCUUUUUGGAUUUGUGAUGCUCUUCAUAACGUCAUUGAUCUUUUGUUACGUUAUGCAUGAAAGUAAGCGAGUUUAUACCGUCCCAACUCAACCAUCUGAUUGGUUGCCAAUGGAACCCCUUCAGCCAGAACAACCGGCAGAACCUCAACCCCAACCUGAACCUCAACAAGAACCUGAAUUGCCUUCUGGACCCUUCUGGCGUGAUAGAAGCAGACAUGACUUCAAAUACGUAAGAUGUGUUCUUGGAUUACCCCCAGGAGACUCGGAUGAGACUAUGGAAUCGGAAAUUGAAAAUGAAUGUGAAACAAUUCCACUACGAAUGAUAUCGAAAUCUGGAAUCGAUGCUGAAAGUAAAGAAUCAACAUCAGAAACCAGUAACCUAUACCAAGACGCGGACUCCAGAUGUGAAGGUGCAGCUGCAGCUGAUGUUCAAUCGCAUUCUCCAAAGGCAGGACCUUCAAAAAUUGCUGACAAGGGUUCAGAAUCCGUUGAAUCGAAAUCUGAAGCUUCAACAUUGGAAGGCAUAUCUGCUCUUUCAUUAUCCGAUUCUUCAGAGAAGGCCACUGGGGAAAAGCAAACUGAAGAAUGUUCAACAGCAUUAUCCCAAUUGUCUUUGGGUGAUUCUGAAAAGCAGGCUGCUGAAAUGGAGAAACCUGAAUCAUCAUCUACACAUGCUGAAGACGUAUCUGAUCAAGCUGAAUCUCGACAUUCUGGAACUUCAACAACAGAAAACGGAUGUCAAUUUAUCUAAAUAGGAAAAGAAAGCUUUGUAGUUGAUUACUCUUAGUGGUUGAAAAUCUCAAAUUAGUUUUCGAAUAGCAUCUUAAUAUACUUCCAAAUAUUUUUCUUUGUGGUUGGUUCUUGGAAACAUUCUUUCAGUUUUGAAAACGUAUUUUACUUAUAAGCACAAUAUAUUUAGUAGCAAAACCUUUUGAUUUUGCUAUUAAAUAUACAACGCUCGAAGAUUAUUUAUUUUCAAUUUAGAUUACUUGAAAUAAUUUUAAUAACUUAGUUUUAUGAAUAUCUUUUGUAACAAACGUGAAAUUAUAUUGUAUUUAAUGGGUGUUAUUAAACUUUUAAAGUAUGA